Monascus purpureus is the source of this 636-nucleotide messenger RNA. Lineage: Eukaryota; Fungi; Ascomycota; Eurotiomycetes; Eurotiales; Aspergillaceae. The record is from the annotation of a GenBank genome assembly.
AUGCUUGAAAUAGCGGAUUCUAAGCCUACCUCAACUCAUCUCGAGUCGGAUCCGGAACUCCAAUUGCAGGAUAUUUCCUUUGAUGGCUUGUCAGACGCGGGGACUAGUGCCCUGGAAAAGUGCCUCGUGUGCAAGAUUGAUCUCCAUCUCAUCAGUUCUCUGUUUUUGCUGUUUAUUUUCAACAUCUUGGACCGGUCGAAUAUUGCCAAUGCCCGUCUGGGCGGGUUGCAAGAGGACCUGAAACUCUCAGACUCUCAGUAUCAAACUGCAGUAGCAAUCAUGUUUGUGGGAUAUCUUCUGGGCCAAGUUCCCAGUAACAUCCUCUUGACCCGUGUGAAACCGUCCACUUAUAUCCCAACUGCGAUCUUUGUGUGGGGUGGGCUGUCGAUGUGCAUGGCAGCGACCAAGAACUAUGGAGGUAUCGUUUGUGUGCGCAUUCUCCUUGGGUUCGCGGAAUCGCCGUUCUUUCCAGGGGCCUUACUCCUGAUCAGUUCCUGGUACAAACCGUCAGAAAUCGCAGUCCGAGUAGCAAUCGUAUACUGUGGGAACACAGUUGCUAAUGGUUUCGGCGGCAUUCUCGCCGCAGGCAUCCUGAGUGGACUGGACGGCAAAGGGGGCCUGGAAGGCUGGAGGUAG